Messenger RNA from Apis mellifera (honey bee), 2107 nucleotides. RefSeq lists its product as uncharacterized. Lineage: Eukaryota; Metazoa; Arthropoda; Insecta; Hymenoptera; Apidae. The record is from RefSeq and is a predicted model, not a curated record. Bases 1389 to 1715 code for a protein of 108 amino acids. The transcript is spliced from 3 exons.
AAAAAAUUCUAUAAAAUUUGUUAUUACACAAUAAUCUUUUCGAACAAAUUUCGAAAGACUAUCGCAAAAAUAAAAUUUUUGGAAAACGAGGUAGGGAAGGUUAGGUCGAAUCAACGUUUCGAAGGAAGGACCUAUUUCCUAGGGCGUAACUGCGGAAUCAGUACAGAGACGUUUUUCCCUAUGGUUGACACGUGUUUUCUCUUCCAAUUCAUUUCUCCUUUUGUUUUUACUUCAUCCAUUCCAAGAAUUCCAAUGUAGAAUUUUCCAAUUUUCCUUGCCCGAAAUUAUCUCGAAAGAGUCUUGCAAGAAUUUGCGAAACAACGAUGAAAAUUCUCCGAGGACUUUCUAAAAUUUUCUUAAUUAUUUCCAAAAAUUUUCUAUAUAUACAUAUAUAUGUAUUUAUUUACCGUGGAUGAGGCAACGAUAAAUUUUUUUCCGAGAAUUUCAAUCCGAAAUACCAAGCGUUUAAUGGCCGCGAUAAAUAUCGCGAGGGAAAAUGUUUAAUCGGCAACGAUUGCGACGAUACGCAAACAUUGCACAAUUAAGCGAUGCAUCGAAGCCGCACCGAUAUCACGCUUGGGUGAAAGCGGCGCAUUAAGAUGAAUCGAAAAAGCGUUAAUCAUACGCGUAGUUGUUUCGCAAACGGAAUUAUUGCGCAACCAUUUCUCGAUACACGGAUGUUGGUACGUACGCGAUGAAAAAAUUCUUACAAUUAAUUUAUUAGAAAGAAAAAGAAGAGGAAUUAAAAUUAAAAGCGUUUCGAAGCAUCUCAAAAUACUUCUCUUUUAACUUGACAUUGACUCCCUCCUGCUUGCUCUUUCGCUCGAGACGAAAAAAACAAGUACAAGAUACGCGAGGACAACUUUUUAAUGCCUCCAUUUCCAUCCCCUCCACUGAACAAUCCCCGAAUCUGAAAUACCGACGGGAAAAUGAUGAACCGAAUACACACGAUUGAUAUUCGAAACACGAAGAAAGGUUAUAUUUACACAUUUAUGCGCAGCGCAAGAAUGCGAAUAUGGCAAUAUAGGAUUACGCAAGAAAAUCGGCAUGCGGGUCGGCGAUGCGUAUCGAAUUUCGCGAAUAUCGGUACAGCUUCAUCAAAUUCCAGCUCGCGAAACGUCGAGCCGUGCGCGUAACAUCGACGCGCUAAUUUACCGGCAGAGGGCGUACGGGUCGUACGAUAAAUCAGCCUCGAUUAAUUCGAGAUAAUCGAAUGCACGGAAUCGAUUGUAGCAGAAACAGCUCACUUCGCUCCUUACGAAUUUUCUGUCUCCUUCACGAGGAAAGGAAAGAGCUAUUGGAAAAAAGAAAGAGGAACAGAGAGAGAAAGAUCGAAUUAAGUUUCCUCGUUCAAUUUAUCGACGGAGAAGAGCACGGCGAGGAGAAAAAUGAUCACUAUCGGUGAUACGAAGUCGAUGGAGGCUUCGUUCGAGAGAAUGAGAAGAGCGAGAUCGACUUUCAACGUGGUGGAAAAUCAAACUGAGGUGACGGUUAUGGCCGCAAGAAAAAAAGAUAUCAGAGACAUAACCUCGAAAGAAGAUUGUCCAAAAUUCAUUCACUCGUCAAAGAAAGUAUAUAUUUUUCUCGAGCACCCUGUACAAUCGCUGAUGAUAGACCGACAAGCUGUGGAAAAUCAGUUUUUCCCAGAGCUGGGAAACCGAGGAGCCCCACCUCCUCCCCGGUUUAUUGCAUUGGAACGCGGCUUGCUCCCAUGAGUGUGCGACAAACUUGUUUUCACCUUUAACACUCCCCCGGAUUCCGCCCUUACCGUGGACAAAAUAAACCCGAUUUACGAUCCAAUCAUCGAAACAUAUCCCAAUAAUUUUUUCUAUCGGAUAAUCAAUAAUUAAAUAAUCACUUUAAAUUCGAAUUUAUCAUUUGUACGCAACAAUUUUAAAAAAUAAGUAAAAUAAUAUAUAUAUAUUCAUUGCCAACAUAUAUAUAAUUUACGUAAUCGUGAAAUUCGAGUUGACAAUAGAGGAGACGAGUAACGACUAUCCGAUCCCUAUUAUUAUUAUUAUUACGAAGACGGUCCAUUCAAAUUUAACAUCGGAUAUUUCCUCGUUCUAUCCAUGUCCGACCUGUGAAUCCAUAUAUAUAUAUAUAU